AUGGAGCACCUCGAAGGGGAGACCGCCGCCGAGCACGCUGAGUUAUCCGCCGGCGGUGGUGGCAGCGAGGACUGCCUCAGCGCCCUACCCGACGACGUCCUUCUCCACAUCCUUCGCGAUCUCGACACCACCAUCGCUGCUCGCACCAGCGUCCUUUCCCGCCGCUGGCGCCGCCUCUGGGUCCUCCUCCCGGACCACUACUUCGUCCUUGGCGCCAACCCAGACAGUCUGCGCGGCGCCCUCGCCGCUCUCGAAGCGAUGUCAGACGACGAAGCGCCGACGCUCCGGAAACUCUGUUUCUUCGUCUUCAGCGAGCACGCCUCCCUCGACUCCCUGGCGGCCUGGCUCCCCAUCGCAGCCCGCCGCCUCACCGGCCUUCUCCAUGUCAUCAUUUUGGGCGAUGCGGGGGAAGACGGAAGAGUUGCCUUUGAGCUGCCCUGCUUCGAGAGAGCCACCGAGAUAACGCUCUGUCUAGGAUUUCUUAGCCUCACCCUGCCGCCUUCCGGCGUAUUCGCCAGGCUCACCGAUUUAUCCCUGGAGAAACUCCACCUACAUGGUCCUUGCGGGAUCGGUGAAGCCGUCUCCUCGCCACGGUGUCCAUCCUUGCAAAGACUCAAUGUGGUCAAUGCCGAGGGUCUGGGAAAUUUUGCCAUCCACUCGGAGUCUCUGCUGAAAAUAAGGCUGGAGAAAUCGUGUGGAUUGCAGCAGCUGACUAUCGUGGCACCAGCACUCAAAGAGUUAACUGUGUUCUACUGCUUUGCUCAUGAUUCAGAUCCGAGUCAACCUGUUGCCGACAUCGCAGCACCUCAACUGGUGUCACUCCACUGGAGGGAUGCUUAUCAUCCAAGCUCUGUCCAGUUUGGCGAGAUGGCGCAGCUGGAAUUGCUGGGCGCCACCUUUUUCCUUGUAGAUGAAGCAGAUGGCUAUGAACACAAUCGCGACUGCGUCAGGCUAUUGCGCCACUUUCAGGAUGUCAGCACUCUUACUCUCGAGCUGGCCUAUAUGCCAGAAGAUAUCGAGUCUAGUAUGUGUGGCAUGUACAUCAUCAAGAUGAUGGUGCCAUUUGAGAUAUAUGGAGUUCAGGAGGACUUAGGUGAGCAUCACUACUUGAUGGAAGACAUGGCAAGGCUCCCUUACGUUACAUUCUUGACCCUGCUUAUUACUGCAAAGGGACAUUCCUUUGGAGCCAGUUCUUUCCACGUUCUCAGGACGUGCACUAGUAUAAGAAAGCUGAUGCUAAUAUUUAGUUCUUCUCUGGACUUGGAGGCAGAACCUGCAUGUGCAUCAGGUUGCCUCUGUGAUCAUCCACCAAACUGGAAAACCGAGGAACUUGUGCUGAAUCGCCUUCAAGAAGUAGAAAUCAGUUACUUGAAAGGAACUGAACAUGAUUUUGCUCUUGUCAAACGAUUAUUCAGUUGGGCAACAGCACUAAAAAGAACGACAAUAAGUUUCCAUCGCUCAAUCACCGAAAGCAUGGCCAAAGAGUUCUGCCAGAGGAUAUUAGGCUUCUCCAAGCCAGACAUAUGUCUAAAAUUUUACGUGUACCAUGACUUCACUAAGAAAGUCUUGUAUGUUCCAGAAAACUAAGGUGUGGGCUUGCUGUUUGCACUUUUGGUAUUUCGUGGCUUUUGGUAUCAGCUGUACCCUGUGCAAACAUCAAAAGUCGAGCAGAUCCUUCUGAAAUGAUACCAUGUCAUCCAUCACGAUUUACUUAUUCCGUGUUAUGUUUUACAUAAGGAGGUUUAAACGUUGUUCAGAAGCU
Lolium rigidum is the source of this 1762-nucleotide messenger RNA. RefSeq names its product putative F-box/FBD/LRR-repeat protein At4g03220. Gene Ontology annotation, molecular function: protein binding. NCBI's taxonomy places the organism in Eukaryota, Viridiplantae, Streptophyta, Magnoliopsida, Poales, Poaceae. The record is from RefSeq and is a predicted model, not a curated record. The transcript is spliced from 4 exons. The coding region runs from base 1 to 1587 and encodes 528 amino acids.